Messenger RNA from Medicago truncatula (barrel medic), 1282 nucleotides. RefSeq names its product 2-hydroxyisoflavanone dehydratase. Gene Ontology annotation, molecular function: hydrolase activity. NCBI's taxonomy places the organism in Eukaryota, Viridiplantae, Streptophyta, Magnoliopsida, Fabales, Fabaceae. The transcript has a single exon. The record is from RefSeq and is a predicted model, not a curated record. The coding region runs from base 101 to 1075 and encodes 324 amino acids.
UUAUUGCGUGUUCUAACCAGAUCAGGUUGGACUUGUCAUCACAUAAUCACUACUCUUAUAAAAAUCCAAACACUCCCCUGUUUCUAACAACUCUGAAUCAAUGGCAUCCAUCACCACCGAUGCAACAAAACACAUCAUCUCAGAAAUUCCUACCUAUAUCACAGUCUACAGCGACGGCACCGUCGACCGUCCACGGCAAGCACCGACAGUACCACCCAAUCCCGACCACCCAAAUUCACCAUCCAAAGACAUCAUCAUCUCUCAAAACCCCAACAUCUCUGCUCGUAUCUACCUCCCCAAAAACCCCACUACAAAACUUCCCAUCUUGGUCUUCUUCCAUGGCGGUGGUUUCUUCUUUGAAUCCGCUUUCUCCAAACUCUACCACGAACACUUCAACGUCUUCGUUCCGCAAGCAAAUUCAAUAGUUGUUUCUGUUGAAUACAGACUUGCUCCAGAACACCCUCUACCUGCUUGUUAUAAUGAUUGUUGGAACUCACUCCAAUGGGUUGCUUCCAAUUCUGCCCCAAACCCCGUUAACCCGGAAUCAUGGUUAAUUAACCACGGUGAUUUCAACAGAGUUUUCAUUGGUGGUGAUAGUGCUGGUGGUAACAUAGUUCAUAACAUCGCUAUGCGUGCUGGCUCUGAAGCUUUACCUAAUGGUGUUAAACUAUUAGGAGCUAUUUUACAACAGCCUUAUUUCUAUAGUUCAUACCCUGUUGGAUUAGAAAGUGUUAAACUUAAGAGUUCUGAUAAAGAUUUCCACUAUUCUGUUUGGAAUUUUGUGUAUCCUUCAGCACCCGGUGGGAUUGAUAAUCCUAUGAUUAAUCCUGUGGGUAUAGGGGCACCUAGUUUGGAUGGACUUGGUUGUGACAGGAUUAUUAUUUGUGUUGCUGGGAAAGAUGGAAUUAGGGAGAGAGGGGUUUGGUAUUAUGAGCUUGUGAAGAAGAGUGGUUGGAAAGGGAAAUUGGAAUUGUUUGAAGAAGAAGAUGAAGAUCAUGUUUAUCAUAUCUUUCAUCCUGAAUCUGAGAGUGGUCAAAAAUUGAUCAAGCAUUUGGCUUCCUUUCUUCAUGAGUAAGGAAAUGUUUUUCCUUUAUGUGUUUGUGUUGUACUGUUUUAGAUUGCAAUAGUAGCAAUCAUCAUGAGAUGUUUUUGUGUUACUAAUUACUAUUACUAAUAAUAAUUAUUUCUUGUGAUCAUGUACUUGUGAGUUAAUUAGUAAGUGUAUUGUGUAAUUAUAAAGUUCAUUAUGGGUUAAUCGUCGUAUUCCAUGUUAUAUUUUGCA